Molecule: messenger RNA, 1368 nt
Organism: Anoplophora glabripennis (Asian longhorned beetle)
Lineage: Eukaryota; Metazoa; Arthropoda; Insecta; Coleoptera; Cerambycidae
Exons: 2
Coding region: 1-1368 (455 amino acids)
Source: RefSeq, a predicted model, not a curated record
AUGUCUAAAAACCAGCACAGGUGCAGUUUGCCGGUUAAGGAUGAUUACGGCCUUCCCAAACUGGCUCCCAAUGCACAUUGGGCUAAAAAACUAGGUAGAGUUUUGAGGAAGUUAAUAGUUGUUAAUCCCAAUCACACCAGGUGCAAGAAACUGUUCCGUAACAAGGCGGAAGCUAUGAAAGAAAGAAGGAGGCACAUCUCCGGUCCCCAUUAUUUUGUGAUUCACCCUCUGAGCACCCUCGACGCAAUUCUGAAUGCGACGUUUGUCAUCUUAUGGCUUUACUUCCUUAUAGUGGAACCAUUCGUACAUUUCUUAGAUAUCGAAAUAUCUGACAGUGUAGUGGACGUGCACAGAAAAGUGAUGACCCCCAUUCAGCUGGUCUUGAUCUUAUUAUUUUUUAACAGAGGAUACAUCGAUGAAAAGAAUAAUCGCAUUGUGUUAGAAUCCAAGAAGAUAAUACGCAGGUAUUUAUUUACGUACUUCAUUUUCGAUUAUUUGAGUACAUAUUUCGCAUUAGAGUUACCGGCACGUUGGAUAAUACAAAGAGAAGAGAUUAAAAAGAUUGCCGAGUUGUCCGCUUAUUUUAUUCGUGUAUUUGCUUACAGCGUCAGGAUUCCUACCGUAAUAGAAUACAUGAAUUAUUCUCUUGCUGAUAUCUUGAGUAUGCUGGGCAUAACCGAUGUCUCUGAGAGUAUGUACCAACGAAAUAUGUCGACACUUCAACACUACAUGGCUAACCAACAUUUGCCAGAUAAUAUAAAACAGAGGGUACUCCGGUAUUGUAAGUAUAAAUUUCAAGGACAAUACUUCGAAGAGAACCAGAUUAGGAGCACUCUAUCCGAUAAUUUGCGUGCAGAACUUUUCCUGUUUAGUGCAAGGAAGAUAAUCCAGAAGGUGGAACUUUUUAAACAAUUGCCCCAUUCUGCGAUCGCCAGCAUCAUGGAAGUCAUGAAAUCCGAAACGUUCUCUCCCAACGACAUCAUUGUAACCAUAGGUUCGGAAAUAAGUGAAGUGUACUUCAUAUCCUCUGGCACUGUGGCCGUCACGAAUUCGGCUGGCUACGAAUUGUGCCAUUUGGACGACGGUGAUGAGUUCGGGACUAGUUGUCUUUUCUUUCAGAAGCAGAAAUACGCCGUGGUGGCUAUAGAAACGACAGAGGUGUUUGUCAUAAACAAGAACGAGCUUAUGGAAUUUGUGCACCCUUAUCCUGAUGUGAUGAAUGGAUUUUAUCGUUCAGCCAAGGAAAGGCUUGCCAAAUUGAAACAUUUGGGGGAUCGUGCCGCCACACGAGACAUCGAUCUAUUUCGUGAACUUGAAAGAGGGAAUAUUUUGGAAGCGCGUGAACCAAGGCUGACCGCUGAUCAUUGA